CCACCUGCACCUCGAGCACGAUGCAGGACUUUAACACAAAAUGGACACAAGUCACAGUACUAGUGGUAAUCAUAGAAGUAGUAGUAGCAUUGCUGGUAGUGCCACUGGUGGUGGUAGUAGUAAUGAUGGUAACUAGUAGCAGUGGUUCUCGUGCAAGAAGUAGUAAAAGUGGGGGUAUUAGUAGUAUAAUAGUAGUAGUAGUAAUAGUGGUAGAAAUGGUAGUAUAAGUAGCAGUACUAGUAGUGUCUACAUAUUGUCAAAGCAGAGUACAAAACGUUCUAGUCGUAGUUGUAGAACGGAUUGUAGAAUUUAUAGGGGUGUCACUGGUAGUAGUAGAAGUACUGUUAUAGCAGAGCGCUACAAAAACUACCAGAAUUCCUGCCCAGAGUAAUAAUAGUAGUAGUAGUAAUAGUAACAGUAGUAGUAGUAGUAGUAGUAGUGUGCAUGCCGACUGUACAGGUACUGGAAGUGAAGUAGUUGUACUAUGAGAUGUGGUAAUCAUACAAAUAGUGUUAAUACUGUGCUAGUGGUAAUACUGUCAGAGCAGAGUAGUAGUUGAAGAACUACCCAGAGUCGUCAUCAGAAACAAAACAAGUGUCCAUCUAAGUCGUGCUAGGAGUACUGCUCGUCGUGCGUGUACCUAAUGAAGUGUCCGGCCGUCCCUCGCGCAGACGCCGUCCGUCCGUCCGUCCGUCCGUCCGUGUCGCGAGCGCCCACGAUGGGUUGCGCUUGCUGCAAACAGAAGAAGUCGGCCAAACCGGAAGCGUCCGCCUUGACCGGCGGCGCCGACGCUGCCGCGCCGUCGCUAGGCGACGCCGACGGCGCCUCGUCGGCCGGCGCGCCGCAGGGGCGCUACUGUCCGGACCCCACGCAGGCCAUACCGGACUUCAACAAGGGAUUCUCCGGCGGCGCCGUCUUCCCCAACUCCAACAUGCAACACUGGACCGCCGGAGUCACGAGCGGCGGCGUGACGCUCUUCAUCGCGCUGUACGGCUACGACGCCCGCACGGAGGACGAUCUGACCUUCCAGAAGGGGGAGAAGUUUCAGAUCAUCAACAACACCGAAGGCGACUGGUGGGAGGCUCGUUCGUUGGACACGGGCAACGCCGGAUACAUCCCGUCCAACUACGUCGCUCCGGUCGACUCCAUACAGGCCGAGGAGUGGUAUUUCGGAAAGAUGGGGAGGAAGGAUGCGGAACGACAACUGCUGGGCCACGGCAACCAGAGGGGGACUUUUCUCAUCCGCGAGAGCGAAACCACCAAAGGCGCUUACUCGCUGUCCAUCCGCGACUGGGACGACAACAAGGGAGACCACGUGAAGCACUAUAAGAUCCGCAAGCUGGACAACGGCGGCUACUACAUCACCACCCGGUCUCAGUUUGACACGGUGCAGCAGCUGGUGACGCACUACACAGAGCGAGCGGCGGGGCUGUGCUGCCGCCUGAUUGGCAGCUGCACGCGGGGCAUGCCCAAGCUGGCCGACCUAUCGGUGAAGACCAAGGACAUGUGGGAGAUUCCCCGCGAAUCCCUGCAGCUGAUUAAAAAGUUGGGCAACGGCCAGUUUGGAGAAGUUUGGAUGGGCAUGUGGAACGGGACCACCAAGGUCGCGGUGAAGACGCUGAAGCCGGGCACCAUGUCGCCCGAGGCCUUCCUGGAGGAGGCUCAGAUCAUGAAGAGGCUGCGCCACGACAAGCUGGUGCAGCUCUACGCCGUCGUGUCCGAGGAGCCCAUCUACAUCAUCACCGAGUUCAUGAGCCAAGGAAGUUUGCUGGACUUCUUAAAAGACGGCGAGGGCCAAAACCUGAAGCUCCCGCAGCUUGUGGACAUGGCGGCGCAGAUCGCGGCGGGGAUGGCCUACAUCGAGAGGAUGAACUACAUCCACAGAGACCUGCGCGCCGCCAACAUCCUCGUCGGAGACAACCUGGUGUGCAAGAUCGCGGACUUCGGCCUGGCCAGGCUCAUCGAGGACAACGAGUACACCGCCAGACAAGGGGCCAAGUUCCCCAUCAAAUGGACGGCGCCGGAAGCGGCGCUGUACGGACGCUUCACCAUCAAGUCGGACGUUUGGAGCUUCGGCAUCCUGCUGACCGAGCUCAUCACCAAGGGACGCGUGCCCUACCCAGGCAUGAACAACCGCGAGGUGCUGGAGCAGGUGGAGCGGGGCUACCGGAUGGCCUGCGCCCCGGGCUGCCCCGCAUCGCUCCACGAGCUCAUGCUGCAGUGCUGGCGGCGCGAGGCUGACGAGAGGCACACCUUCGAGUACCUGCAGUCCUUCCUGGAGGAUUACUUCACCGCCACCGAGCCGCAGUACCAACCCGGCGAGAACCUGUGACAACGCGCACGCACGAGAACUCACGGAACAAAACAAACAUUAGAACAACCGCUGCCUUUUCCCGCAACCUUUCGGGACGGACGAGGAAUCGCGCUUGGACCUCGGCCGAUCGAGCCCUGCAGUGAUGUUGCUUUACUCGGUAACCAUGACAACAAGGAAGACGAUGUAGAUGGUUGGGGAGGAGGGAUGCAACUUGCCACAUGAUCCUCUCUUCUUCCUCAGCCGCCAUAUUUGGUUUGUUCCAUCCAUUCCAGCCUCUUCGGCAUCCAUCCGGACUGAUCAUCCUGUUUUGACAGAGCAAACAUUAUGAAGCAUUUGUGUGUGUGUGUGUGUGUGUGUGUGUGUGUGGAUAGAUUAUAACAGUGGUUCAGUAUAACUGAGGUCCCCAGGCAAUAAUUAAAUGCAAUAAAUUAUUAUGUCGUGCCAAUAAAACAAACUUAAUAAACCAAUUACUGCUCUCUAGGUUAGUUUUGGCCAGCUAAAAACUGUGAAAUGAUUAUGACGUACAGUAUCAUCACGUAAAUCUGACAUCCCUGCAUGUAUACAUACAAAAGGAGUAUUAUUACUGGAAUACAUUUUUUUUUUUUUUAUCGAGAACUAAAGGUGUAUUUUUUAAGAACAUAGUCCUAUUUUUUCCUUUGUAAAGGUUUGAGAACCCUGGGAUUUGACGUCACAAAUUCAAGAGGAUUACUUGAACACAUCAGUGAGUUCUGGUGUUAACAGUUUUUCCAAAUCCAAGAUAUUUUACCUACAGUCGUGCCGGUGAGUCAAGAGAAAGAGACAGUGAGGAAUGACUUUGAUAUUUUGUAUGAGCUGUCUUUUAGAGGUUUUUAAUUUAACACAUCACAAAGACUAUAUCUAUAGCAAAGUCAGCAUUUAUUCAUUCAUACAUUGGGAGGGCAGCGUGAAAGCACAAAAAGGGAAAUGUCAUACUUCUGGACUUUUUUAUUGUACCCUUUUUAUGUUGACUUUAACCCUGUCAUGUUUGUUGUAAUAAAGAUCAGAUAUAUUUGGA
Messenger RNA from Phyllopteryx taeniolatus (common seadragon), 3347 nucleotides. RefSeq names its product Yes-related kinase (gene yrk). The record is from RefSeq and is a predicted model, not a curated record. Gene Ontology annotation, biological process: cell differentiation; integrin-mediated signaling pathway; innate immune response. The transcript is spliced from 11 exons. The coding region runs from base 644 to 2332 and encodes 562 amino acids. Gene Ontology annotation, molecular function: non-membrane spanning protein tyrosine kinase activity; signaling receptor binding; ATP binding. Lineage: Eukaryota; Metazoa; Chordata; Actinopteri; Syngnathiformes; Syngnathidae. Gene Ontology annotation, cellular component: extrinsic component of cytoplasmic side of plasma membrane.